AUGGGUCUUACUUGGACAAUUUUGAAAUGGUUUCUAGGACUAUACCUAGUUAGUUCUUACAAAAGUGUCCCUGGUGCAUAUUUUGUAAGAUUCUAUGCUGCUAUCUUUCCUAUAGUACUAGGUCCUUUAAUUACAGGUAACAAGAAUACUAAAAAUAUUAAGAGAUUACAAAGCAAUGAAAUGGCUGUUUUAGGUUAUGUCAAGUAUAAGACAUACGCAUCCCCAAUGGAAUGUGAUUUCUAUUUGCAUAAGAAUAAUGCUACUUAUUUCGUAGAAUUAGAUGUCUCUAGAGGUGAAUUGAUGACAAAGAUAUUACAAAAAUUAUUUGUGGAAUCUGUUAAAUAUCCAUAUUUUCCUGUGGCUAGUGUAUUCACAAAUUUCUUAAAAGAAAUUAAACCUUUCGAAUCAUACACUGUAUCAUCUAACAUCUUAUGUUGGGAUAAAAAAUGGAUCUACGUCGCCAGUAGAUUCAUGAAGAAGAAUGAUACAAUAUUAUGUUCAUUUUCUUUAACUAAAUAUGUAGUCAAAGAUGGGAGAAAGACUAUCCCACCAAAGGAAGUAUUUGAGUACUGUGGUAUCUAUAAUGAAAAGGUCGAAAAGAUUGCGCAAGAUAAUUAUAAGAUUUUGUCUGAAAGUUCAGGUUUCCAUGAUACUACGCUAUUGGAACAAUUAAAAUAUGAUUAUUUAGCAUUAUAG
Molecule: messenger RNA, 696 nt
Organism: Maudiozyma barnettii
Lineage: Eukaryota; Fungi; Ascomycota; Saccharomycetes; Saccharomycetales; Saccharomycetaceae
Exons: 1
Coding region: 1-696 (231 amino acids)
Source: RefSeq, a predicted model, not a curated record